GAAAUAAUUGUAUGGUGUAGAUAUGGUGGAGAUAUACUCUGUUUGUAGGAAGUGGAAACAAAAUGAAAAGCUUCAGUGGGUUUUCUUAGUAGACACAGAGAAAGGCGGAUCCCUUUGUGAGGUAGAUGAGAAUAUUUCAUACAAGGGAUUAGUUGAGAGUGUUAUUGAAGAUUUCGGACUUGAGUGUUUAGUCAAAGAUAUUUCCCUUAGCUAUGAACUUCCCCCAAAGCUGAUGUUAGAAGAUUCUCUACCAAUACAUAUUCGGAAUGAUCGCCAAGUUUGCACUUUCAUCAAGAAGAAACAAGGAGAUCCUGAAAUAAUUCGUUUGUGUGUAACGGAACUUCAUCGAUCAACUGGAAGUGACAUCUCAGUUUUUGUGCCACCAAGUGAUACAUGUUCAAUGGCUGAAAAAGGACAGGGCAAUGAUUCAUUAUUUUUGCCUCCUGCUCGAGAUUCUGCUGUGAUUCCUAUAGGAAGUUCACAUUCAACGGCUGCACAAGAAAAUCAGAAGGAACCUCAUCCUUUAGUUGGAACUUCUUCUAUCUCUGCUGCACAUGAAAGCCAGAAGGAUCCUCAUCCUUCAGUUGGAACUUCUUUUAUCUCUGUGUCAUAUAGUGAUACAUGUUCAACGGCUGAAAAAGGAAGAGGCAAUAAGUCAUUGGAUUUGCUUCCUGCUCCAGAUCGUAGUCUGAUUCCUAUAGGCGGUGUGCAUUCAACACGAGGUGCUAAUGGCAUAUAUGUUAAUAAAUAUUUCAUGAACAAGGCUGAGUUAAUGCAGAAGAUGAGGACAUGGGCGUUGGAGUAUAAGUUUGAGUUUAGGUCUCGAUGGUCUAACAAAGGUAGAGUGGUUUUGGUAUGUGUAGAUGAUAAAUGUACUUGGAGGAUGCGUGCAGUGAGGGUAGUCUCUUCUGAUUUCUUUGUGGUGAAGAAGUAUUGCCAUGAGCACACAUGUGACACUACACCCAGAAAUGCAAAUCAUAGGCAAGCUACUGCAAAGUUGCUAGGGACUUUUUACAGCAGCCACUAUGGAGAAAAGAAAGAAGGAUUAAGACCCAAACAGCUGAUGGAGCUAGUCAGGAGAGAUCAUGGAGUACACUUACCGUAGAAAAAAGCUUGGAGGACAAA
This is a messenger RNA of Arabidopsis arenosa, 1125 nucleotides long. Lineage: Eukaryota; Viridiplantae; Streptophyta; Magnoliopsida; Brassicales; Brassicaceae. The record is from the annotation of a GenBank genome assembly.